AUGGAGAAUAGUGUCAUUAGAUAUUUUAUAUUAUUUACCAUUAGUUUAACUAUUUGUUAUAUAUUAUUUACCCCUUCUAUUCUUAAUUCUGUUACUGGUUUAGAUGAAAAUGUAUUUGUUCAAUUAUAUCAUCCUAAUCUUCAAACAAUGCAAUCUUUGGUAGAUUCUGAUAUUUCUUUUAUUAAACUAAUAUUCGUAUCAUUGUCAGUUCAUAUACGAUUACCUCAAGAUAUUGAAUCUUCAUUAGUUGAUAUGUUAUUUGCUUAUAAAUAUGGUAAAGUAUAUGCUUUUGGUAUUUCAGUAAUCAUACAUACUUUAUCAGAAAUUAUUUUAUUUUCUGUAAUGUAUUCUUUGUCAAAAAUUUUAUCUUCUUUUAUUCCUAAACUUCAACAAAUCCAUGCUUUCUCUUCUAGGUUUUGGCCUUAUUUUAGUAAUGUAACACUAUUCUCAAUUUUUGUACCAAUUCUUCCUAUCCGAAUUUGUUGUGCAUUAUUUGGUUUAAUUGGAUUACCAAUAUUUGCAUAUGCCUUGGCUCAACUUCUCUCAGUAUUACCACAAACUUAUUUAAAUAUGAAUUUAGGUGAAAGAAUGACUGAAGUUGAAUCAAUUCGUUUUGAAAGUGAUAUCGUAUUUCUUGUCUUAUUACUAUUUGCUUUAGGGUCUUCAUUAACAAUUACCAUAACUUUUACAAUCAAGAAUUUCUUUGAAGAUAAAUUAGAUAAGAAUGAAUAA
Messenger RNA from Entamoeba dispar SAW760, 732 nucleotides. RefSeq lists its product as uncharacterized. The transcript has 2 exons. The record is from RefSeq and is a predicted model, not a curated record. The coding region runs from base 1 to 732 and encodes 243 amino acids. Gene Ontology annotation, cellular component: membrane. NCBI's taxonomy places the organism in Eukaryota, Evosea, Mastigamoebida, Endamoebidae.